GUUUAAUUUACAACCCAUGAAGUUGUAUUUAUCAAUACACAGAGUUGUAAACACAAGUUAUAUCAGAAUACUGUAACAUUCAGUUAACCAAAUUUAACAGAGCCCCAGAAAUAGUUUUGACUACAAGUAACUUAAAAUAUCACCAUUAGUAUCCAUUAAAUGAACAAUGGCCCAAAAUAGUUUUUCCUCCCACUCUAUAGUACAAGGAUUUCCUCUUAUAUAUAAUAUGUAUUUCACUUCAAAUCAUGUUAUGUGGAAUGAAAUUGUUUGUAAAGCAUUUUACAAUACAUUAAUACCUGCAUGUGGUAAUCUGACAACUUAAAAGGCAGCUUUAAGGGAUCAAAAAUCAGUUCUCAACCAAGUUAAUUCCCCUAACUCUCUGAAAGAGAUGUAAGAGAAACUAAACCACAAACUGUGUUAAUUUUUAUUAUACAGGUCUGCAGAAAUUUUACUUUUAUCACCAUUCAUUACCUCACUAAUGAAUGGUGCACUAUAUCAUCUGGACUGUAGCAGAACAUAUGUCAGAAUGCUUUUCCACUAUAGCUCUGCCUUUAACAUCAUCCCGCCAGAUAAGCUGGAAGGGAAGCUGACUGAUUUAGGGGUCCCGCCCACCGCCUGCAAUUGGAUUUUGGAUUUUCUUAUGGACAGACAACAGGUGGUGAAGAUGGGGGACAAAGUUUUAGCUCAGCUCACUGUCAGUACUGGUUCAUUACGGGGUAGUUGCCUAAGCCCAAAACUCUUUACCCUGUACACCAGUGAGAGUUUCUCCACCCGGGAAGACACCAUCAUCAUUAAAUACGCAAAUGACAAAACCAACCUGGGUCUGAUUGAAGGUGGACAUGAGUCAGUGUACAGGGAAAAGGUUAACAGCAUCUUAGACUAUGGCGAGGAGAAUGACCUUAUCCUCAGUGUGGGGAAAACAAAGGAACUGAUAAUGGAUUUCAGGAAGAAAGCAUGCCCUCAGCAGGACAUUAACAUCAAGGGGACUGUGGUGGAGAGAGCGGACUGCCACAGGUUCCUCACCCUCCAGGUGGCGGCAAACCUAAGCUGGCCCUUAAACACCACUGCCACAGUGAAAAAAGCCCAGCAGUGUUUGUACUUUAUCAGGCUGCUCAGGAAAGCUGACCUGAGCCAUCGUCCUCUCACACAGGCAUAUAAAGGUCUGGUUAAAAGCAUCCUCACCAAUGAUGGAAAUACCACCCAGACAGAGAGGAAAGCUCUUCAGAGGGUUAUAAAAACUGCAGAGAGAAUUAUUAAAAUAAAGAUUCCUUUCCAUGGACAUGAUAUACACACAAUGCUGCAAGAAGGCAGCACACGACAUCACAAAAGAAAUACACCAUCCAGCACACACACUCCUGAGGAACAAACCGUUAACAUACAAUCUCAGAUGCAGUAGAGUGGACACGGCAUCUGCAGACAACCACAACAACCCUUGAUGUCCGGUUCUUGAGUGAUGAGUUUACAGUCAUCCCUUUCAGUUCAAAGUUGUGUCCUCCCACUGCCAGACUGCAGUUUUAUUGUCCUGGUAAAGCGGAG
Molecule: messenger RNA, 1536 nt
Organism: Melanotaenia boesemani (Boeseman's rainbowfish)
Lineage: Eukaryota; Metazoa; Chordata; Actinopteri; Atheriniformes; Melanotaeniidae
Exons: 2
Coding region: 479-1396 (305 amino acids)
Molecular function (GO): methyltransferase activity; 2-oxoglutarate-dependent dioxygenase activity
Source: RefSeq, a predicted model, not a curated record